AUGUAUGGAAUGGCUAUCUCCAGAUCUAACAAUAUUGGAUUAGCCCACCGGCUACGGGACAUCCAGAAACUACCGUAUGUAGUGGUCGCCAAUCGUCACCUCUCCCUUGUGUAUGAACUUUACUACAAAGCGUUUGAGCGCUUCCGGAGAAUCCCGGAGAUAAAGACGCUUGAGGACAAUGACAAGUUCUGUGACAUUCUACGGAAAACUCUCAAAGAACACCUUGUCGUCAUCCCCAAAUUAGCCAUGGGGGUUUUGGAGUGCCGAGAUCUUUUACCACCCGACGUGAUGGAUCAAUUUAUGAAUACUCUCCUUCGAGCGCGAAUCUCCCGCCGCGUCAUUGCCGAGCAACACUUGGCCCUAACGGAAACGUUCAACUCUCCGUGGCACUUCCCUAGCGCGCAGGACCGAGGUGACUCGAACGCGGACUUUGUUGGAGAAGUGUUUCUCAAAUGCAAUGCGAAGGAGGUUGUCGAGCGAUGUGGGAAACUCACACAGGAUACAAUGCGACAGGCCUCCGGCUCGGACAAGAUCCCCGAGAUUAACGUGCAGGGACAUUUAGAUGCUACCUUUCCCUAUAUGCUGAGCCAUCUGGAGUACAUUAUUGGUGAACUCCUACGUAACUCGAUCCAGGCCGUCAGUGAGAAAUACAACGGAUCACCCGAAAGGCCGCCGCCUAUCGAGGUACUCAUCUGCGAAGCACCUCAGCAUGUCAUCAUGCGGGUGUCUGACCAGGGCGGGGGGAUCCCUCGCGAAGUCCUCCCGUAUCUGUGGUCCUUCACUAAAGGCCCCCACAGCAACGCCCGGCUCCAGAACCUGGGCCAGGUACCUGCAAUGGCGGCGACUAUGCAGGAGUUGUCGGUACCGAAGGAAACAAAACGGGUAGACAAAGACACAUUCCGCGAGGGCUCGCUUGAUACGCUUACCUCGCGACCUCCGAACCUUCGCCUUGGGAUGGGGCUGCCGAUGAGCCGGGUGUAUGCAGAAUAUUGGGCCGGCAGCCUCGAGUUGCAUAGCCUAGAAGGAUAUGGCGUGGACGCAUUUCUCCAAAUCUCGAAGCUUGGCAAUAAGAAUGAGCAAGUCACCACAAGAGCGUCGAUCGAUGCAGUUUGA
Aspergillus tanneri is the source of this 1113-nucleotide messenger RNA. RefSeq names its product protein kinase PKP2. Lineage: Eukaryota; Fungi; Ascomycota; Eurotiomycetes; Eurotiales; Aspergillaceae. The record is from RefSeq and is a predicted model, not a curated record. Gene Ontology annotation, biological process: protein phosphorylation; regulation of glucose metabolic process. The coding region runs from base 1 to 1113 and encodes 370 amino acids. The transcript is spliced from 3 exons. Gene Ontology annotation, molecular function: pyruvate dehydrogenase (acetyl-transferring) kinase activity. Gene Ontology annotation, cellular component: mitochondrion.